UUUUCCACACUGGCUGCCUUCGAGUGGUCCAGCCUGGCUGAGGGAUGGUGCGAGUUUAGGUUUUCUUUUGAAGCUACUUUUUAAUUUUAUUUUAGAAACAGCCUCUUCCUAUAUAGCGUAGGCUGGACUUGAACUCGAUAGCCUCGCAAGCGCUGAGAUAGCAGGCUGCUCUCGGCGAGCGUUUUGAGGAGGCCAGAAGUGGGGUUUUUACCUACUAACAUCUCCUUUUGGGGGGAAAGAAAGGAGGAAAGAAAUAGGGUGGAGUUGGAUGUGACUAGGCCAGGGAAGAUGAGUGACUAGGUGUAUCUCAAAAUGUCAGAUUCUCUGGAUCAUUUAAACAAACGCCUCGGAGGACUGCAGUGGUUCGGCGCCUAAGGUUUGGCAGCUUUUAAUAGCUGUGCUUUCUUAACUCCUGCUGAGCCGCCUCCUUCUCCAGGUGUGAGCCAGGAAUAUUGAUCCGGGAUGACGUCUCGGGAUCAGCUGGUGCAGCAGGUGCUGCGCGACCUGCAGGAGGCAGUGGAGUCCGAGGGCUUAGAGGGUCUCAUCGGUGCUGCCCUGGAGGCCAAGCAGGUCCUAUCUUCCUUCACCCUUCCCAUCUGCCAGAAGGGCGGCCCUGGCGCUCAGGUGCUGGAGGUGGACUCAGUGGCCUUGAGUCUGUACCCGGAGGAUGCUCCUCGGAACAUGCUGCCCUUGGUGUGCAAGGGUGAGGGGAGCCUGUUGUUUGAAGCGACCAGCCUGUUGUUGUGGGGGCACACGGGUCUCAGCCUGGAGCUGCGAGCCCGCACUGUGGUGGAGAUGCUGCUGCACAGGCACUAUUAUCUGCAGGGCAUGAUCGACUCCAAGGUGAUGCUGCAGGCUGUGCGCUACUCCUUGUGCUCUGAGGAGUCCCCUGAGAUGACCAACUUAUCUUUUGCCACACUGGAGGCCAUCUUUGAUGCUGAUGUAAAGGCUACGUGCUUCCCAACGAGCUUCUCCAAUGUGUGGCACUUGUAUGCCCUCGCCUCCAUCCUUGAAUGCAACAUCUACUCCAUCUACCCCAUGCGCAACAUCAAGAUCCGACCCUAUUUUAACCGUGUUAUCAUGCCUCGCUGCUCCACCCACGUGACCUCCAUGCUGCACAUCAUGUGGGCUGGUCAGCCCCUCACUAGCCACCUCUUCCGUCACCAGUAUUUUGCCCCUGUUGUUGGGCUGGAGGAGGUGGAGGCUGACUGUACUGCUAGCCUGAACCCCGUUCCUCCAAACCUGGGUCCUCUGCUACCACCCGCUAAAACCCUGGAGCUGCUCAACCGUGAACCUGGCCUCAGCUACUCCCACCUCUGUGACCGCAUCAGCAUCACCAAGAGCACCUUCUACCGCUGGCGGCGGCAGACCCAAGAGCACCGUCAAAAGGUAGCCACCCGCUUCUCUGCCAAGCACUUCCUGCAGGACAGUUUCCACCGUGGGGGCUUUGUGCCAUUGCAGCAGUUCCUGCAGAGAUUCCCUGAGAUCUCCCGUUCUACCUACUAUGCUUGGAAGCAUGAGUUGCUGGGCUCUGGUGCCAACUCGGCCCUGGGCCCGGCCACUCCAUCCAGGGAGGCACUGGCUGUGCCGGAGGUGGAGAGGCCACCGGGGAAAAAGGCUGCUGAGGAGGUGGGGUGCUCCUCACUGGCAGCAGCGAUGUUGAGCCCUCCUAGUAUGAUCUUAAUGCAGCGUGCCAAGUCUUUCUUGGAGUAUUGCAUCUCUCUGAACAAACUGGUACCAUAUCGCUGCUUCAAAUGCAGGUUCCCUGGCAUCUCGAGGUCUACCUACUACAACUGGAGGCGGAAAGCCCUCAGAAGGACCCCCAGUUUCAAGUUGUCCCAAGCAGCUUUUGAAACUGCUGAGUCUCUCCAGCCAACAGAUGUUGGGAAAGAGACCCCCUUCUCUUUGAAGAGAGAAGCGGGAGAGGAGGAGACAGGAAAAGCAGGAAGUGGGGCUCCUCUGACUUCCCGGGGGCUCAUAUCCCCAAAGAUGCCCUUAUCUCGUUGGCAGAGACGACUACGCAGGGCUGCCCGCAAGCAGGUGCUAAAUGGGCACCUACCCUUCUGUCGCUUCCGCCUCCGCUAUCCUAGUCUGUUACCUUCCACUUUUUGGGUAUGGAAAAGUCUUUCCCGGAGAUCGCCCGGGAUGCAGAUUCCCUCUUUGAGCCAGAGGAGGCAGAAGCCUCAGGGACGGCAGAAGCCCGAGGGACGGCAGAAGCCCGAGGAACAGCAGAAGCCCGAGGGACGGCAGAAGCCCGAGGGACGGCAGAAGCCAGUUGAACCACAGGCUAUGGAAGCUGAUCAGAAUGUACCGGCUAUGGUGGUUCCUCCAGCGGAGACACUGCCAGUGGCUACUUCUCCAGAAGAUGUCCCAGGAGGGCCUUCCAGAGAGGGAAACAUCAUUCAAGAGGCAGCUAUGACCCAGAGCCAACCCCAUAGUGGAUCGUUGCCAAGCCAGACUCUGGCGGAGGCACCCGGGGGCAGUGAUGGGCAGGUGCUGGUGAUGGACAUGCUUACCACCACGAGGUUCAAGGCCCAGGCCAAGCUGUUCCUGCAGAAGCGGUUCCAGUCUAAGACUUUCCCCUCCUACAAGGAGUUCCAGGCGCUCUUCCCCCUCACUGCCCGCUCCACCUACUACAUGUGGAAGCGGGCGCUCUAUGAAGGUCUCACACUGAUUGAUGGCUGAUGGGAGGGGAAGAAGGGGAGCCGAGCUGCCUCCUGACUAGGAUGUCCUUUGCUCUGCCUUUUGUAACGUCUUGAUGGAGGGGUGGGAAUCAGCCGCUCGCUCUGACAAAAGCUACAGGAGGGCCAGUUGUCUCUUUGGUUGUUGGCUGGGUCAUAGGUUUUUGUUGUGUUUCAUUUUGCUUUUUCCAUUAAUUUGGGUUGGCAGGACCCCCUCCGCCCCUCGUCAGUGUUAAAGCUCUGUCAUGAUUGUGACAUGGCUGCUUUCAGCUUUUCCUGGGCCCACAAGGAAAGUAUCACAGCGUGACCAUUAUUUCCUGUCAGAAUAAAUAUAUGUGCCUUUUCUUUUUAAGGGUUGUAUCUUUUUUUUCCCCCCCUCAAAGAUGUCUUCCAAAGGAAUAUGGGGACUGAGCCUGAGGCAGCUGUGUGGCUGCUUCCUCAAACCCUCGGUGGAGAAGGACUGAGCUUCACAGAACACACGACAGUGAUCUCUAAGCCAGGGAAGGCCCCUAGGCACUGGAGACCCCAAAGAGAGCUUCCUGCUUCCUCUGCUGGGGGCUGGGGGGGAUCUCUUCAGGUCAGGCGUCUGCCAGCCUGGCUGCUCUUGGGGACCUGCUGAGCCGCCUCAGACGCCAAGGCACAUUUUGGGCAAGGAGCUACAAGGUUACAAGGCUGGUGGGGAAUUGAUUUUUUUUUUUCAUUGUCUAGCCACACAGUUGGAAACCCAAAGAAAAUAAAGUGAAAUUUUGUCCUCACACA
Messenger RNA from Mus musculus (house mouse), 3440 nucleotides. It is a transcript of the gene Vrtn, whose product is annotated as vertebrae development associated. The transcript has 3 exons. Gene Ontology annotation, cellular component: nucleus. The record is from RefSeq and is marked validated. NCBI's taxonomy places the organism in Eukaryota, Metazoa, Chordata, Mammalia, Rodentia, Muridae. The coding region runs from base 463 to 2685 and encodes 740 amino acids.